UAAAGAUAUAUGGAAAUCUUGAAGUAAUUCCCUAGUCAAAACUCGCAAAAAUAUAAAAUUAUAAAAGUUGUGAAGUUAGUCAUUACUCGAGAUUCGCAAAAAAACAAAGAAACGGGACACAAUUCAUCAUUUGUUAAAUACUAUGAUAUAUAGUAUUAAAUUAAUAAUGAUUGAAAAUAAUUUUAAAUAUAACAUGAAAAUAAAGAAAGUUCCGGGAUUAUUUCCUGGAACAUGGAAGUAUUUUAUUGGUGAUUAUACAUUUCAUAAGGAUUAUCAAUCUAAAUCACCGAGAUAUACUUGCACUUCUAAGAGAACAGUAUCUCGGUGUCCAGUUGUAGCCAAGAAAGUUGGAGAUGACUAUAAAUUUACUCCAAUCGAACACACUCACCCCAAACCUCCAAAAUGUAAAAAAAAUAAAUUAACAAAAAAAAUUAAACAUCUUGCGGCUAAAACCUUUUCAACAUCAACGACGAUUUGUAAUGAACUUAAUGAAGAUAUAAAAAAAUCAAGACUUAGUCCUACUGCUGUAAAAAUUUGUGUUUCUCGGACGAGAAAAUCAUUACUACCCGAAGCUCCAAAAGUAUUUACAGAGUUAAAAGAUACACUUAAAAAUUAUUCAAAAACUGCGUGUAUUUUUCGGGGAGAAGUUAUGUGUGAAGACGGCUCUGCUAUUAUUCUUUCUGAUAAAGAAUUAAUAGAGCAUAUCGGUGACGUGGAUGAAAUACAAAUCGAUAGAACUUAUGAGAAUGUCCCCGUUGAUGUACCUUUUAAACAACUAUUGAUAUUCCAUUUAAGAAAAAAUAACAUUGGUUUACCUAGCAUUUUCGUUAUGUGUAAUUCGACAAGUGGAUCAAUGUAUUCGCAGUUAUGGAGUAACUUGAUAGACCGAGUACCGUCUAUUCAAGAAAAUUUGAAAUCAGUAGUUUGUGACUAUGAUCCUGUUUUGAUGUCUGUUACAAAAAGUUCAUUGGGUGGUAUUCAAUUAAGAGGUUCAUGGUUCAGUUACAUACGGAUGACUUGUCGACUUUGGAGGUCUAUGGGUUUGAAUGAAAAUUUGCUUCACGAUGUAUUGAGAUAUACAUGGCUAAUCAUAUUACUUCCAGCUGAACGGUUUAAAGAAGCUAUUCAUGAAAUAAUUGCAACAAUAAAAGAUACAAUAGAGCUGUAUGAUGAAUCUGAGCAAGAUUUAAAUAAAUUUAUUCAUAGCUUGGAAGCAUGGUUACUACCACAAGCCGAAUCUAUUUCGGUAAAUGAAAAUUAUGAUAAGGCUAUCAACAUUGGUGAAUAUUUCAAUCGACAUAUUGUUAAUAAUCUUGGAGGUUACAAUCCAAAAUUAUUUACAUAUCUAGAAAGAAUUAGAAAUAUUUGUUGUGAAAGCAAUGAUCGAUGGAAGAAAUUACAAAAAGGUUCUGAACUACUUGGUCUCAAAUGUUACCGAUAUGUUAUUAUUGAUAAACACAUAAGACAAAACUUAGAUGAUCUUAACAGCGGAAAGUUGACUAUGAUUGAUUUUUUAAAAAAUGCUUUGACAACGUCUUUGUAUGAAGAAAUUCUUCAUCAGCUGAAUUCCAUUCAAUACAAAGACGAUGACAAGAAAAUCAUUGGUCUGCCAGACCCAUCUCUUUUUACAGUAUAAUGAAAUAUCAAUUAUUGACUUAUUUAGUUUAUAUUCUGUAAAUUAGUGAUCUUUAAAAAAUAAAUAAAUAUUUAGUGAUUUAAUGUAUUUACUAGAGCUACCAACCUUACAGCCACUAUGUGACUGUCGUGACUUGUGAACUAUAAGAAAUUGAAAUUUUGUUUUAUUAAAUAAUGACUUUUGUUAAAUUGCACUGUACUUUUAU
Molecule: messenger RNA, 1841 nt
Organism: Cotesia glomerata
Lineage: Eukaryota; Metazoa; Arthropoda; Insecta; Hymenoptera; Braconidae
Exons: 7
Coding region: 143-1636 (497 amino acids)
Source: RefSeq, a predicted model, not a curated record